This is a messenger RNA of Etheostoma spectabile (orangethroat darter), 3303 nucleotides long. It is a transcript of the gene tpra1, whose product is annotated as transmembrane protein, adipocyte asscociated 1. Bases 230 to 1402 code for a protein of 390 amino acids. Gene Ontology annotation, cellular component: plasma membrane. NCBI's taxonomy places the organism in Eukaryota, Metazoa, Chordata, Actinopteri, Perciformes, Percidae. Gene Ontology annotation, molecular function: G protein-coupled receptor activity. Gene Ontology annotation, biological process: G protein-coupled receptor signaling pathway. The record is from RefSeq and is a predicted model, not a curated record. The transcript is spliced from 11 exons.
GAGACUUACUCUGCUUGUUUGGUGAGUGUCAGCUGACCUCGCUGGGAAAAUUUGUUAACGAAACCAUACGAAACUAUCCACAGCCAUGUCCCGUAUCGGCGAUCAGUUUAUCGAUCGAUAACAGCGUGUAUGACAGCGAGUAAAGCAUGUGCUGAAGAUAGAUUAUUUGUCAAAUAUUUUACAUCAGUUGUACCCUUAAAUCGGAGUCUACUGAGUCGCGUCCGACACCAUGCUAGCCACAGUGACUGCUGUGGUUAGGUUUACUCAAUACAAUGGCAGUAUUUCACCUACACCAUUGGAGAACACAUCAACAUUCCCAACUUGGCAGCCUGAUACUGAAGCCAACAUCACCAAGCCUCACAAAUGUUUGCAAGUUCUGUACGAGGACAUUGGAGACUCCAGGGUACGGUUCUGGGACAUUUUACUGCUCGUGCCUAAUGUGGCCUUCUUUGUAUUCCUGAUGUGGAAGUUGCCCUCGGCCAGGGCAAAAAUUCGACUCACCUCCAGCCCCAUCUUCGUCACCUUUUACUUGCUGGUAUUUGUUGUAGCGGCGGUUGGAAUCACCCGGGCUGUAGUGUCUAUGACUGUCAGUGCGUCCAGUGCUGCCACCAUCAUUGACAAAGUGCUGUGGGAAAUCACCCGCUUCUUCUUGCUGGCUAUUGAGCUCAGUGUUGUUAUCUUGGGACUGGCUUUUGGUCACCUGGAGAGCAAGUCCAGUAUAAAGCGAGUGCUGGCUAUCACUGCAGUGCUGGCUCUGGGCUACUCUAUCACACAGGGUACGCUGGAGAUCCUGUAUCCAGACAGUCACCUGUCCGCUGAGGACUUUAACAUCUAUGGUCACGGAGGACGGCACUUCUGGUUGGCCAGCUCCUGCUUCUUCUUUCUGGUGUACUCUUUGAUUGUGAUCUUGCCUAAAACUCCAGUGAGGGAAAGAAUAUCUCUUCCAUCUAAGAGGAGUUUCUAUGUCUAUGCUGCCAUCCUGUCUUUACUGAACCUCGUCCAGGGCCUGGGCAGUGCUCUACUAUGUGCUGGAAUCAUCGAGGGACUCUGCUGUGUGGAUGUCACCACCUUCUUGUACUUCUCCACCUUUGCGCCGCUCAUUUAUGUCACAUUCCUCAAGGGCUUCUUUGGUUCAGAGCCCAAGAUCCUGUUCUCCUACAAGUCACAGGUGGAUGAGCAGGAUGAAAGUGACGUCCACCUUCCCCCCACCGUCGCUACCACCCUUGGCCGUAAGGAGCUGACUGACCAAGGCCUGUUUUACUCCUCCACCCAGAUCGAUGGCUCUGGUCCCGGCAGCUCUCGUAUGGUUGGAGCAUACUUGGAUGAUGUUGCCUCCGGACCCUAUGGGUCCAGCAGCAUUAACAGCACUGAAGUUGACCGCUGGAGACCUAUCAAUGUGUGAAUGAAUGAAGAAGAGAGGUGGUUAUACAGCUGGACUUAAAUGUCGUGCGUGUGAAGUGUGCAAUGCAGGGUGGCGAUCAGAGGAGUUGGUCGAAAACAAAAUGCAGAACAAAGUAGUUGGACACCAUAAACGGGUAAUCUUGGUCUUGCGUUGACGCCAGGAUAAGUUAACAAGUGGACACUCAAGGAGAGACCUUUGCUAGCCAAUUAUCUGGAGGACUGUGAAUUUAGCAACUGCUUUUGUAACACUGUUGCCAUAGUGCACUGCUGCUGUAGCUCCACACUAGGAGUACUGUCUGUGAUUGUGGCCCCAACAGACUCUUUACUAUUGAUUCUGUUCAACAGGCUCAUUUUCUGUAAUUCCAGCAUUAUGCAUCAACUGCUCAAUCCUCAAAAAUGAAGUUUUAACCCCCUUUUAACUAACCAAGUCUUUAAAGAUCUAACAUUCUUUUGAUGGCAACUCAACAUUUGUACAUUCCCGCUAAAAGCUUUGAGUAACAGCCUCUCAACUGACUUUGUUGCCUUGGAUUAGAUUCCCGACCCAACUGGCAAAUAAUUUUUUUAUCAUGCCUCUAGGGUCAAGGACCAGUACUAACUCAUUUUGAUAGGUGUACGUUGUCUAAUGAAAUAGGCACUGUCCCUCCUGUGAACAAGUGAAACGUGUUGGCGUGAUGUGUGUCACUGGAAUAUGAUAAGGAAAUCAAUAACUCCUAAAUAAAGGCAUUGCAGUUGCGCUAAAUCUCACAAACCAUAUGCAGCGCUCUCUGCCAGGAAUAGCUGAGACACAAGGGCAAAUCACAAAUUCUGUCUCAGCUAUUAGCUCGCUGUCUUUUGUUAAUUUGGGGCUUUUGCUUAAAUUUCUUAUACCAGAUUAAUCAUUCCUGCUACUGAAAGCACGUGUCACAUUGUUAGCUUCAUAGUCAUUAAGAAUGUGUUAUUACAUGUGAGAUUUGAACAACAAACGUGCAGAAACAUUUUUUUGAGGAGUCCAAAUAAACAUGCCCUCAUUCCAUAUCGGCAUAUCUUGUUCAGUUCUGCGUGGAGUGAAAGGUUUUCUGUUGCAAAGUUUUUAUUUCUCUGCCUAUCUUUUUUUUUUCCCUGUGCUCAUAUUUUCCACAAAUGUUAGUGUGUGCUCAAAAUAGACCAUAAACAAUAUUGCAGAGGUGUAUGGUAUCAAAUUAUAGCAUUGAUAGAGUUUAAUUCUAUAGCACUGACAGUUGGUAUGUCGACAAUGGGUGCUCUUAAGACAGUGUCAAGGAGAAAACAACUGGACUGUCGCAGAGCAAAUUCUCCAAUCUGAACUAUUUUAGGCAUGAGUUGUCCUUGGUUCAGAUCAUGAAAUCAGUUCUUGUCAUACCACUUAGUAUUAUUAAAAUAUCAUACUUUUUUGUUUUAAAACCACCACACAUCACAUUUACUUAUUCCUACCAAGGAAAUAUGAUGCAUGUGAGUAACCCCAUGGAAAUACUUUGUUUGGUUUGAAUGGAUUACAGUAUUUAAGCUAGCAGAAAUCAUAGUAGUGGUGACCUCAAUGCAGAAAACGCAUCCAGUUGUUUUUUCAUCAUUUUAAAGCAAUAAGGAAGUUGUGAAUUUCCAAGAAAUUACAGUGUUCUCCUGUAGACUAGUAAUAUAUAUUUAAAUUUGAUUGCCACUGAUAACUGCUGUGUAACGUGGGGUUAAGAAUAGUGAUUGGAAAAUCAGUUUGCUGAUUCAUGACAGUUGACAAGGUGCAUCGUUAUGGAAGUCCUCUCUCUUGAUAGACAAUUUUUUUGAUGGUAAUCAUUUUGCAAAUGAUCUGUAAAUUGCCUUUUUAUUUAUGUGCAUUGAUUGUAUAAUAUUCAGCCCAUAUUAAUGCACUGUAUUGAGCAUUCCGUGACCUACAGAAUAAACCCUGGACUUUCA